AUGCAAAAAGUCUCCAUUUUACUUGCUCAAUAUGGCACAGCUGGUGAGCCUAUGAUUGGUUGUGUAAAGGCAACAUUCACACAGCCGAUCUUCUUACAAAAAGUAUACAUUGGCCUUCAACAAAUUAAUAUGAAGUAUGGCUGCGUCGAGAAUUCUCUUCCAAAGAAAGAGACGGACGUCGAGUCUACUGGUCUUUCAGUGCCUUCGGUCUAUCGGGAUGAGUUCACUGUUGCCAUGUUUGAGUGUGACGGUAAUUAUCCAUUGGGAGAAAUUGAGUUCUGCCCGGGGACUUACCAGUUCCCAUUCAAUUUCACUCUUCCCCCAACAUUCCCCCCAACACUAAUUAUACCCGGCAAGCCAUACCAAACCACUUACACUCUCAAAGCUCUUUUCAUCUACGACGACAAUAAAAGAUAUGAAAGUGGGUCAGUCGAUUUCCCAAUAUUGUACAACUGCGACAUCCCACUUGAAAUACCAACAUCAACAACCAAGCCAAUUGGUAAACUUAUAGUAACUGUAGCUCAGAACAGAUCGUCCUAUAUUCAAGGAGAGAACAUGGACGUAGCACUCUCUAUUAACUCUCUUGAGAACACACAGAUCACACUUUCACUCAUCGGCGCCUUUUUAAGCGGCAGCGUCUGUCAGAAGGUGACAUACAACUCAAUGGAGAUGAAAGUUGAACGGAAUGUGCCUAUUUCGAACCUUUCCAUCAUCUUCCCAAUCUCAUACACAACAAACCCUACUUACGUCACAUCAUCACAAGCAUUCAGACACUUCAUCUCAAUCAAAAUCGAGUCUUCCAAUAUAUUCUCAAAUCCAGAGGAGAUCUGCUUCCCAGUCAAAAUUAUAGCGCGACGCCCGAGUGAUGAUAAAGUCCAAUUGUACUCGAAAUUUUUGGGGGUGGUCAUUAACCCGUACGUACAUCCAAGCUUCUGCGAAGGAAGACUGGAACAACCACCACAGUAUCCAAUCACUGUACAAGACGGCGUGGAGAAAAUACAAACAACAAAAGGACAAGUCCUCUUUUUGGACCACAAGACGCGGAACGUGUUAUCUGAAAAACAAGGCGAACCGGUCCAAAUGUGUGUCUACCCGUUAUGGAAAAGUUCUUUGUUACCGCCUGGGAUUACUUAUGGGAUGUGGAGGAAUAAAGAGUGUGUGUUUGACCACAUCAAUAAGAAGACGUUCUGGGUCGACCCAUUUGUUAACCUGCCCCAAUCAUUACUGAAUGACUCCCCGAAUGCUUUUGUGUCUAUUUUUGUUGUUGAGGCACUUGGACUAAGAGUGAGAGGCUCGACGAACCCCCCGACAGUGUAUGCCGCCGUCUUUAAUUCAUAUGGGAAAAUGAUGAAGUCGAAGGAAGUCAAAAACACGCCAGAUCCCAUAUUUAAUAACGCGAGUUUUGUGGUCAAUCCCACAACAAGAAGAAAGAACGUUAUUGUCUAUUUGUUUGAGAAAAGAAGUUUGGUGUCAGACGACUUUAUUGGAGCUGCCGAUAUCGACUUGACGAAAUUGCCAUUUCCAUCGUUCAUAGAUCAGUGGUUCACCCUCCACGACUCUCCAUUUGGGAAUGAAUGCAUCACAGGGAAAGUCCAUUUGAAAAUAGGAUACGACAGAAUCCCACAUAAAAUAGGAGACGAGUGUAAAGAGAUCAUUCAAUUCAGCUCACUCUGUGAUGUGCCGUUUUACCCACCAACAGAAGACAUGAAAAAACAAGUCACUACACAAAACCAAUAUCGAUCGAAACAACUCAUGCAAUCUUAUAUGGCCGUGGGUAAUAUGGGGUGUAUGAAUUGCGACUGGGAUGUGAGUAAAAUCGUUUAA
Messenger RNA from Entamoeba invadens IP1, 1824 nucleotides. RefSeq lists its product as hypothetical. The coding region runs from base 1 to 1824 and encodes 607 amino acids. The record is from RefSeq and is a predicted model, not a curated record. NCBI's taxonomy places the organism in Eukaryota, Evosea, Mastigamoebida, Endamoebidae. The transcript has a single exon.